UCGCAGACGUGUCGAUCCGUACGGUGCUAAUGGUGCAUCUUAGAUCGCCGAUAACAACGACCCGGAGAGAGCCCAUCCUUCCUUCUACCCCCAACCCUUCCCCCCUCCUAGAUAGUUCCGCGACUCCCUUUGUUUAUGCGGAUAUCGCGGGUCUACGUGCGCGUUCUGCUUUCGAGAGAGAAAAAAAAUAUUGCCAGCCAAAGAUCCUAUUCUAUUCUUCUGUUCAUUUCGAAUUUAUCGCCCGCGAAAGGAAUCCCCUAGGCCUUUUCAAGACUUCCGUCCAUCAACGAAUCCAUCUGCUGAGGUCCCGACAUUUGGACCCGCACGCAUACACACGCAUAUCUACUCACGCGUGAAACUGCGCGCUCGCGCGCGCGCCUACCGUACACGCACACAUGCGCGCGCACAACGCGUGUUCUAUACGUGUGUAUGUAGUACGUGCUCCUCUCGGUGCGGCAAGCUGUCAUCGACGCUGUCAAUUCUCAGCCGAUCGCCGUUCGUCCCGACGAACGAGUGUUUGAAAAAGAGAUUAUUGAUCUCCGUCUCUCUACGAUAUAUGCCAAGAUAUCCGAAUAUCCGAUCUUUGCAUAAACAAUGGCAGCGUUACCACGGAGGAUUAUUAAAGAAACUCAAAGAUUAAUGCAAGAACCAGUUCCUGGUAUCAGUGCUGUACCAGAUGAUACAAAUGCUAGGUAUUUUCAUGUAAUAGUAACGGGACCUGAGGAUUCGCCGUUCGAAGGCGGACUGUUUAAGCUUGAAUUGUUCCUACCUGAAGAUUAUCCAAUGUCUGCACCUAAAGUUAGAUUCAUUACAAAAAUAUAUCAUCCAAAUAUAGACAGAUUGGGCAGGAUUUGUCUGGAUAUUCUCAAGGACAAGUGGAGUCCGGCACUUCAAAUCAGAACAGUUUUGCUGUCUAUACAAGCGCUUCUAAGCGCGCCGAAUCCCGAUGAUCCUUUGGCAAAUGAUGUAGCUGAACUUUGGAAGGUCAACGAAAGCGAGGCGAUACGUAAUGCCAAAGAAUGGACUCGAAGAUACGCUAUGGACAACUGAUCUCAGCCUUGUCAGAUCGCCCACGACAAAGCAAAGCGACGUUAUUCCUACCUUUCCCAGACUUUUGAUCACCAUACCCGCACCAAUUGCGUAUCCGGCACCUGUGUCCACAAUUUUGCUAUAAAAAUAAUAAAAGUUUUGUAAGAGUAAAACAGAAUGGAUAUUUUCUAUAUUAUGGGGGAAACGCGAAGCACUGUUGAAUUUAUUCAAUUGCUCAUUGAGGAAUAUCUUCGUAAAUAUCUUCCUACAUUGAAAUGUUACGAAUCUCUCUUUCUGCAAGAAAGGAGGGGACAAGUUUCCCUUUGUGAGAAGACGCGAUGAGAUAUGUUACAAUAUACAUAUAAAUUUGAAAUUGUAUUAAGCAAAAAUAUGCUAUAUACAAAUCUUAUAUUGCUAUUUUGUGCAAUUUGCAAUUUACACUUUUUUUUUCUUCCUGGUGUAUGUUAUUUAAAAGUGGAAUUGAAAGGUUUAUGUUAUUCAACAUAUGGAUUCUCUUCUUAAAACAAAUUUUUAUUGUAUAUAUUAACUGGUUAUAUAUGUAUAUUUUUCUCUCUUUCUCUCUCUCUGUCUAGUACAUUAUAGAUUUAAAUAUUAUUGCAUAUUUAGAAUAGAGAGAGAGAAUGGCACAAGAUUGAUGAAUAUAAAAUUAUACGUGUAAUGUAGCUAUUAUUUAUCACAUGUCUUAUAGAUAAUAUAUUAAAGAAACUACGAACGUUUUUUCAAUCUAUAUAAUUCAAUCUAUAUAAACUUGAACAUUUAAUUAUCUUAUUUGGAGAUGUAUAUAGAAUACUAUGAAACUUUUAGGUUUUCAAAAUAUAUAAUAAGAAAAAAUAUAUUCCAAUAUUUUUGGUUUUUACUCAAGUUUGGCUAUAUAAGUGAAUAGAAAUCAUCCAUUAUUAUGUUAAUACUAAUUGCCAAUUAUAAUUGUUUAAUGUGUAAAUAUAAGUAAGAAGAGUAGAAAAAGUCUAUUGUGUAUCUUACAAUAAAUAAAUUCUACUUAUCGAGAUGCGACUAUACGUAAUAUAAAAUUUCUGCAUAGGAAAAAAUAAGAUUUCUCACAUAUAAAAUUAUUUUAUGAAGAAUGCUUACAUGAAUCACAGUGUAAAAUACAUAGGAAAAAAUAUAACACAAGUACUUUCCAUUUAACGAGUAAAAUUAGCAAUUGUACCGAGAAUAUGUGCAAAAAAUAUCUAAAUUGAUAUAUAUUGCAUAUUAUAAUUAAAUAAAUAAAUAGUGAAAAAAAUAGAAACAUACAAUAUCUGUAACAAAACAAUGUGUGGCAAAGAAAUAAUACAUAUAUUGAUAGAAAUCUAUAUUUAAUAUACCCUUGUCACAUAAUGUGAAUGCAUUGGCUCAAUAAAAUAUGAUAAAAAUAAUAUCAGUUUAUAUCUAAUAUACGCGUUAUAUUGCGAAAAAUUGAAAAGAAAUAUAUAACCAGUUAAUAUAUAAAUAUCUUAUGAAAAAGGAAAACUAUACCCGAGUAUCGCCUUUUUUUCUAACAAGUAUUACAACAGGGAGAUUCUAUAAUUUAAGGACACGGGGAUAGAUUAAAACAAUUGUAGAUAAUCUGCAAUAAUAAAGAGAUUAUUAUUAAGAGUUUGGGAUAUAUAGAGUAGUUAUUGUAUGCAUUAUUACAUGUGUAUCAAUUAGACAUGCAGAAUUUUUCAAAAGCUAAUAUGGCAUAAUUAUAAUAUGCAUAAAAUAAUCAAGAUUCAAGAAAGAGAAAUUUUAAUGUAAUGUACGUUCAAUUUCUAAUGUACAUUUCAUUAUUAUAUCCAUCAUCAAUUAACUAUAUCUUUAUCUCAUGAACACAUCUUCGCGUACUCUUUAUUCGUUUAGUUACAUCAUUGCUUUACGGAAAUAUUUUAAUAUACAUUGCCAUUGAUUAAAAAUAAAAUUUUAUUUUGGAUAAGCCUCUACGUUGCUGAGUUAGUAACCGAAAAACUGAUAAUAAAAUAUUAACGAAAAGAA
Formica exsecta is the source of this 3021-nucleotide messenger RNA. Its product is annotated as ubiquitin-conjugating enzyme E2 N. The transcript is spliced from 3 exons. The record is from RefSeq and is a predicted model, not a curated record. The coding region runs from base 595 to 1050 and encodes 151 amino acids. NCBI's taxonomy places the organism in Eukaryota, Metazoa, Arthropoda, Insecta, Hymenoptera, Formicidae.